Physella acuta is the source of this 510-nucleotide messenger RNA. RefSeq lists its product as uncharacterized. The record is from RefSeq and is a predicted model, not a curated record. NCBI's taxonomy places the organism in Eukaryota, Metazoa, Mollusca, Gastropoda, Physidae.
AUGUGGAGCAACAAGCCACACACAGCAGCCACGUGUGGAGCAACAGGCCACAACACAGCAGCUACAUGUGGAGCAAUAGGCCACACACAGCAGCCACAUGUGGAGCAACAGGCCACACACAGGGGCCACAUGUGGAGCAACAGGCCACACACAGCAGCCACGUGUGGAGCAACAGGCCACAUACAGCAGCCACAUGUGAAGCAACAGGCCACACACAGCAGCCACAUGUGGAGCAACAGGCCACACACAGCAGCCACAUGUGGAGCAACAGGCCACACACAAGCAGCCACGUGUGGAGCAACAGGCCACACACAGCAAGCCACGUGUGGAGCAACAGGCCACAUACAGCAGCCACAUGUGGAGCAACAGGCCAUACACAGCAGCCACGUGUGGAGCAACAGGCCACACACAGCAGCCACAUGUGGAGCAACAGGCCACACACAGCAGCCACAUGUGGAGCAACAGGCCAAUAAACAGACGCCCACACAUAGACUGAUGAGGGUCAGAUAA